Messenger RNA from Kogia breviceps (pygmy sperm whale), 1223 nucleotides. NCBI's taxonomy places the organism in Eukaryota, Metazoa, Chordata, Mammalia, Artiodactyla, Physeteridae. The record is from RefSeq and is a predicted model, not a curated record.
GCCCAUCAAUUUGGUUUAAGGCAAACGAUUUUGCCCUAAUUUCUUCAUCUUAAAUAAGGCUGAUAAUUACCCAUCCUGUGGGAUAUCUGUGAGGAUUAAAGGAGAUCAUGCAAGCAAAACAAUCAGUUUACAGCGGCUGGCAAGGAGAAAUCACUAGAUAAAUGGUAGCUUUCGAAUAUACCUAUUAGUGAAAUAUUAUUGAAUUGUAUACCUAUUGAGUUAUUUUAUCUAUAUAAAUACUAUCCUAUUGAAACGUUGCCCUCUCUCUAUAACUUUCAGCUGGUGACCAACUUUUGCAGAAGUAGAGGAAUAAGUUCCUUUUGGACUCCCGGUCUGGGCUGGAGGAAUAAGGCACGAACUACAGUGGGAAAGGCACCGGCUCAGGAAAUCACAAUGUGGCCAUGGCUGAGGUGCACGUGAUUGGGCAGAUCAUGGGGGCCACCGGUUUCUCGGAAAGUAGCCUCUUCUGCAAGUGGGGCAUCCACACAGGGGCAGCAUGGAAGCUCCUGUCAGGCGUGCGGGAGGGCCAAACACAGGUGGACACCCCCCUGAUAGGGGACAUGGCCUACUGGUCCCAUCCCAUCGACCUGCACUUCGCCACCAAAGGCCUACAAGGUUGGCCCCGACUCCAUCUCCAGGUAUGGUCCCAGGACAGCUUCGGCCGCUGCCAGCUUGCAGGCUACGGCUUUUGCCAUGUGCCCAGCAGCCCAGGCACCCACCAGCUGGACUGCCCCACAUGGCGGCCCCUAGGCAGCUGGCGGGAGCAGCUGGCAAGGGCCUUCGUGGGUGGCGGGCCUCAGCUGCUGCAUGGAGAUGCCAUCUACAGUGGGGCUGACCGCUACCGCUUGCACACUGCCGCCGGUGGCACCGUGCACCUUGAGCUGGGCCUGCUGCUGCGCCACUUCGAUCGCUAUGGCGUCGAAUGCUGAAGGACCCUGUAUGGACCGCUGGCCCCCAGCCAUAUCUCUGGACACCCAGUGAGGGGCAGGAUGGCACAGGAGUCAGAAGCGUGGGCUCUGGAGACUGUCAGACCUGACCCCAGCCAAGGCUGGUGUGGCUUCUAUCUUGACUAGCAUCUCAAGCCCAGUGGCUGCCCCUCCCAGGUCCAGUUUCCCCUUCUGUAAAAUGGGGGCAGUAAAUGUGUGGGCUCACAGGGGUUGGGUGCAGAGAAGCUGUUGGCACAUGGAAGGACUCAGUAAAGGAGAGCAGUUCUUUCAGAUGUG